UUGCUGGAACAAUCUACAGGGCCCAUUACCGUGCAAAGUGUUGCGGCUACUAUUUCCUUGCCUGGAGGGGAUGUCAGUUUCGACCUUAGAUCGGAAACCCAAGAUGCUGACUACAACAAAUCAAAGGUUGCACACUUUUUCACUCAGGAAAGGUUGGAACCAACAUGGAAUCACCAACUACAUCAAGGUCUCUUUACCAACAUUGUUGCCCGUUGGCCUGGUAGUACACAUGAUGCUUUCAUAUUUCGGAAUUCAUCUAUUCAGAAUACGCUGGAAAGGGAGCACACAAGGAUAGAUGAGGGGUACUUGUUAGGGGACAGUGGGUAUCCAUGCCGCCCCUUCCUCAUGAAACCCUAUCCUAACCCAGCCAACCAGCAUCAGGAAGACUUCAAUGAAGCCCAUUCAAAAACAAGUGUUAAAAUUGAACAAUGCUUUGGCCUAUUCAAGAGGCGGUUCCACCUUAUGCACGGUGAGGUCAGAAUGAAGCCCGAGAAAGUCAGCCAGUUAAUAGGGGCUUGUGCUGUAUUGCAUAAUAUCGCAAUCUUGAGAAAUGACAUAUAUGAUGGCCCAGCAGCUGGACCUGAUGAUGAGCCAGAUCUGAAUGUGUAUCAGGGCCCUGAGGAUGGAAAGAUCAUUAGAGACUUUAUUUCAAACUCCUAUUUUUAAGAUAUGUUGCUUUUGUAUUUGGCCUACCCCAGUAUCAUCACAGCACUGGACCCAAAAGAAUAAGACAGUUUUAAUGCACACACAUACUUUUGAGGCUUCAACCAGUAUCAACGUGAAAUUAGUUAGCAUGUUCGAUGGUUUCAAUUUUGGCAAUGAAGCAGAGAAGUGUAAAUUAUUGCAGCACCAACAUGUAAAGACAUGCAUUAGAACCUAAGUUGAACAAAAUUUAAAGAACCUAAGAAUCUGGUUAGCCUAAUUUGACAAUAAUUACCAUUUACAUAAGAACCUGUUUAAGCCGACAUGCUGCUAUUAAUUGUUUUCUGCUGUCUUCAUUGCGUUGUUGAUUGGUUGAGGGCUUUAAGAAGUUUGGGAAUACAUUAGAACUAUCCAUACUUUUGGUUUCAGUGCUGUAAGUAUUUUUGAGAGAAUGUAACUGUUGUUUUUUUUAAUUGUUAAUUGCUUAGAUAAUAAUAAUGCUACAACAUUCAAAAGAGUGAACUUGAAUGUGUACUAUUUCUACAAAGGACUUCCAAGACAAAUUUUAAGGACAUAUUUCCUAUCAUAAAAAAGAAAUGCAAUUAUCUAUUGUAAUUCAUGAGAAUAUGUAUGAUGCAGCUUUGUACAAAGUAAAGAUAAUGGCUCAGAGAAGCUCAAACAUGA
Nematostella vectensis (starlet sea anemone) is the source of this 1326-nucleotide messenger RNA. RefSeq names its product putative nuclease HARBI1. The annotation marks the transcript as partial. The transcript is spliced from 6 exons. NCBI's taxonomy places the organism in Eukaryota, Metazoa, Cnidaria, Anthozoa, Actiniaria, Edwardsiidae. The record is from RefSeq and is a predicted model, not a curated record.